ACCAGAAAGCAAAGAAAGGGUUACUCAGCUUCCUCAUAGUGUGUAGGUGGUACACAGAUGGUGAACUAACAAAAAAUAAUUAAAUGAAAGAUGAUUUCAAACACAUUAAGCCAGUUUAAGCUAGGUUUAUUGAUCAUAAUCCUAGUUACAAAUGAGAUCACUGCCCAGUCCAAUUAUGCAUCGCUCGCCAAUAGUAUCGAAUAUCAAGGAGAUGGUCUGCCUGAGGAAGCAACGCUUGAUGGAAAGGUGACAAAACUCGAUGAUCUCAGCCCUAUCAUAUUUUUGAACCGCACAAAAGCCGCAUUGAACUGUGCUGCAGGCUCCAUGCAAGUGGAGCUCAAGUUCAACGAGAAGUUCUUCGGCACUGCCUACGCAAAUUACGACAGGAACAGUGCUUGCCAAAUCACUGGUAAAGGCGAAACAAGCUAUACCAUCGAACUGCCCUUGAAAGGAUGUGGAACAAAACAGGAACCUCAACGUGUGUUCACCAACAAUGUUGUAGUACGCUUCCAUCCCGGCCUUGAAAUGGAUGGUGAUGAAAUUAUUACAAUUGUAUGCCGUUAUCCUCCUCCAGUAGCACCCAUCCCUGCUGGUUUACCUGCCCCUAUACUGACUAAUAUAAUACCGGCAUCAAUUUUGGAGCCACCAUUGAAGGGAAUUCAAAUAUUAUUUAUCAUUUGCGCCAUCAUGUUCCUGACAUUAUUGCUCAUAGGUCUGGGGGUAUCGUACUACUGUCUUCGAAGGCAACCAAUGCCUAUUGUUAGGAGAGUUGUCCAUGUUGGAAGCGGUUCUGAAAUAACUGCUUUAGAAACUGGCAGUAUAGGCUCAGGAUUUAAGAUACCACCAGCACAUACCAUUUUGCACCAAACUCGAAGUAUAUCCGGUAGUGAUGGUCCACUUAUUCCAUCUGACUACCCAAGUGAAUCUCAUUCAGAAAAUGAAGAGGUAGAUACCGGUUCACUGCCCGUCAGUUCACAUGGUAGCUUCGAAAAUGCUGCUUUUGCUCAAGAUUCCUCCAGUAUCUAUAGCGAGAACUACGGCCAAACUCAGGAAGUACGUACUGCUGCGAUCUGCGAAACUUCCCCAAAGUUUGAUAUCCAUGUGCGGAUCAAGCGUACUCCGCCUCCAUUACCGUCACCAAUAACAUCUGACACUGAAAGUAAUACAACCAUCAGCCAAAUUGAGCGGAACAAUCUUUCUACAAUUCUGGAGUCCCAUGAGGAUGCAAGAAGUGACAGCGUACUAACAUUUGAAUCACUGCAAGAGGCAGGACUCACUCAGUUCACCUACACUCCUGAGCUGCACACAGUUCCUAAACACAUCCAGCAGGCACCAGUCAUUUCCAAAAUUGCAAAAACUCAGCAACAAUAUAUUCAACGUGAUACUUGGCCAGAGAAUUACGUGGAUGGUUUUCAAGCGACUUCCCCUCGAAGUAUUGUAUCAUUAGGCACUGAAGUGACAGAUACACACUCAAUGACUGAAAUUGUUGACUCCUCGCACUUGUACCCAGCUAAUUAUCACAAUAUCGUCAACCUUAAAUUCUCCGAAAAUCACUUAAAACCACCCGUUAGCGUUAAAAAAAAUGAAAUAUCAUCUCAUGUUAUAGAUGACGUGUUUAUGCAAACCGUUACCGAAAAAACGACGAUCGAGGACAUUGAAAGGCACAAACGCCUGGUUACAGAGUACAAAGCAAAGCCGGUCAUCAAUCCUAAUUGGGAUGUAACUAUUAGAAAUUAUCAGGAGAAUCCACAACCAGAAUGGGAAGAUUUUUCGGAUGUUUCUAGUGCAUCUGGCAUGACUAUUCCACAUUCUGUGUCUACUCAAAUGGCCGUUCCAACUUCUACAUAUAUUUUCGAAAAUGAUACCAUGCUCCAGAGUCCAGAAUUAGUUGGAAAUAUGAAGCCAAUUGAGCUGCCACCGGAGGAUAAAUCGGUUUCCAAUUGGGAUGUUCUCAUACGAGUGCUGCAAGACGUUGAAAUACCAGACAUAUCUGUAACUACCGCUACGCUUCAAAACAACCGUGCUCCUGUGCCACUAGCCAGUCAGCUGAGCUACGAAGACAAGGCAAAAUGGAAACAAAUCAUUACAACCGAAUCCACCUUGAGAACAAUGCUUACGGAAGCCGUUGUGAGAGAAGAUUUCGAACGAAUUCGAACAGACGCCCGCUACGAAAAACUAUUUGAACCGCAAUCCUGGGAAAUUAUCAUGCGUAUACUGACUCCUCCUGAUGACGUUGAAUUGAGACGAUCGAAACGUAAGAAGCGAGAAACAUGGGACACUCGCUCUCGCAGAAGCUCACUGCCUACCUUAUAUGAAUAUGACAGUGAUGGAGGAUCAUCGGUUCGAACUAUUACACAAGACCCAAUUGUAGUUACUACUCAACACAGAGAUAGCUAUGACAGUUCCAGACCUCGCUCAAGGAAAACCUCUCGAUCUUCGUACAGUUCCAAUAACGUAGAUUAUCGCUCAAUGACAGAAAUGACGAUUGAUUUUGCCAAGCCAAAAUACCCCGAUAGUUAUUCCGACGGAAGCUCGUAUUCAGCACAUCAGUACUACGAAGAUGAUCAAUACGACCACCGUUCAAUUCAGCGUUCAUCGAGCCAUCCAAGCCUAGCUAGAUCCGCUAGCGAGUUCACCGAACGAUGGAUUGCUCCUGAAGAAAUAAAUUCAUCUACACCAGAGGUUAGCCCUCAACUAGCACGCCGUGAAGGAAAUUUGAUGGUGCAGUCCAACACUGAUCGCAUUGGAGAUAAUCAUCAUAUCAUCCGAGAAAGCCAGAUGCAAUACAUUGAAACCAGAAAAACUAAUUAUAGAAGGGAUAAUGAUCGAAAUGAUGAAUGGUGAUAUUUUUACCGGAAACAAACCAGAAUUGCGACAAGGUUAUCGAAAUGUGCCAAUAGCAGUAUGCUUUGAAUAAGUUUUAACGAAAUUUGUUACUAACCGAAAUAUUGAACGUUUUAUCUUAAUAUCCAACCCGUACUAAGAGAACAUAGUUCAUCGUACAAUUUUCGCUGAAACUGUGUAACUAGAUGCACAAAGUACUUCAAUGUUCUAAUUUCUUAACUCACUUGGCUAUCUUUGGUAGGUAUGUAAGAGAUUGUUUCUCAAAUUGUUGAAAAUUAUGGGAGUCUCGUCCGCAAAUGACUCUUUUCUCAAUGAUGUGUAUGACGUGCAGAGUAUAGUAUAAGAUGGUGUCCACAAAUUGCUUAUUAUGGCGGUAUUAUGUUUAAUACAAAUAGACCCGUUCCCUCCAUUAGCACGCCGUUUAAUUACGUGCAUAUAGCCAAAAUUUAGCAAUAAUUUGUGAUAUUUUCCUCUAAACUACAGUAUCUGUACGCCUACAUCUAAAUUCAACAAUUCCAAAUAAACUAAACUGCAGAAAUAUAAAUAUCGAAUUACCAUUUUCCUUCAGUUUAAAUCACCGGAAAAAGUAUGUCUCAUUGCUGACUACUCUCUCAUAAUUAUAAUAAACGAAAAACAAAAAUCAUUCUGAAAAAUACAUCGACAGUUGAGGUGAAUUCUACAUACCGAUUCAAAUGGGUGGUGGGUUUAUUUUAUUACGCAACUUGCUAAAGUUAUGCCGAAUUCAUAAAAAUAAACAUGACGAAAACGAUUUUUUAUUCAGAGAUUAGAUUUACCUUAGGACACGUAUAGCAAAAAAUUAACAAAUUAUUAUUCACAAU
This is a messenger RNA of Ochlerotatus camptorhynchus, 3683 nucleotides long. It is a transcript of the gene pot, whose product is annotated as papillote. Bases 91 to 2844 code for a protein of 917 amino acids. NCBI's taxonomy places the organism in Eukaryota, Metazoa, Arthropoda, Insecta, Diptera, Culicidae. The record is from RefSeq and is a predicted model, not a curated record. The transcript has 9 exons.